Molecule: messenger RNA, 128 nt
Organism: Entrophospora candida
Lineage: Eukaryota; Fungi; Glomeromycota; Glomeromycetes; Entrophosporales; Entrophosporaceae
Source: the annotation of a GenBank genome assembly
AAGCAAAGAAAAGAAUGGACUUGGAUGUAAUAAUGGAUGAUAAAGAUGAUGUAGAUAAUUUACAAUCAAAAAAAAAAAAGAACUUAUCUAUUAUAGAAGAACAAUUUGAUAAUGCUGGAAACAUAUAA